GAGUGAAGCAGGACGGAGAGAGGAGAUUGUUCAAGAUUAUCUCUCCAGGCUCAUCCCAGCUCCGCUCAUUCAAACUUCAGAAGUCAGUCAGUAUGAGGCCGAGGGUAUGAUUGGAGUAUUAUGACGUCAUCAAGGAUGGUGAAAUCCUGCAAAACAUGGAUUAUAUUCCGAACAAGCCUUAGUAUAUCUAGAACAUUCAAGCAGGAAGCACAUACAUAGUUGAACAGUUACAAAAUAUAAUCUACAGCCCGGGGACAUGGGUCGAACUUCGAGCAAAAUAAAUAAAAAAAUCUCGGAAUUGCUCGAAAACAAUACUCUACCUAAAUGUGCUGGGUCCAGUAUUAAGCGAAUCCGGAAAGUUUUGAUGGAGGACAAAGCCAGAGAAUCACAAAACGUUUUCACAAAAGAUAAAAAUUCCGAUUUCGAUUCCGGAAGUGUUGUGACGAACAUAAGUGAUCGAUUAUGUGUUAAUGAUUCCGGUUUUUCUGACUCGGCCAUUUCUCAAUUUGAUGACUCGUUUUCAACACCGGUAAAACAUGGAAAACACAGUAUAGAUGGAAUUCUACGUCUUCGACCCCUGUAUUUCGAGGUCCCAGUAACGAAGAAGAUGAUGAGGAGAGUGGAGGUUCUGGAAAACAUCGAUGAACAGCUCCUGGAGAACCGGGGUGUGGUCCUCUCCGGAGAAUCUGGGACCGGAAAGACCUCUAUUAUUCUGGACCUGGUACAGAGAAGCUUUUUUGGAGUUCAGUCUGACUGCUCCAUAUUUUCCUCUAGUGUGGUUGGAUAUCAUUUCCUCAUCCAGGACGAUCCUACAACCUUAGACCUGGCCAGAUUUAUCCAUUCCCUGGCAGCUCAGCUCUCCCAACAUCCUGCUCUCAAAGCUUACAUGGAUCUACUCAGCACAGAUUUCCAUCUCCAAUCUAUGUUAACCAUGAGCAGUUUAAGACAAAAUCCUCAGGUUGGGUUUGAGCAAGGAGUUCUUGAUCCUUUGAGGUCUUUGUUUAGACAGGACAAGAUAAGCUUAGAAAGAGCACUGAUACUUAUUGACGGGUUGGACAACGAGAAUCAGGAUCUAAUCAAGAUAAAUUCUAUCUCAGAUUUUCUAAGUAGAAAUAUCCUCAGAUUUCCUGCUUGGCUGAAACUUGUGGUUUCUCAUCGAAGCAAUAGAGUAGACCUGACUCAUCUGAUGCACCUGCCCUAUAUUGACUUGCACAUAGAGAAAAGUCUAGGAUUGCAAAAUGAUUUACAAGUGUUCAUCGAAACCAAAAUAUUUUCGUCAGAAAGCAUCCUUUCCAAUAUAACUCAUUCCAACCCGAAGAAGGCAAACAUGCUCCUUGCUAAACUAGUUCAGUUUAUCCUUAUGCACGCUCAGGGUUCAUUUCUCUAUGCCGAGUUAAUCCUGGAGCUAAUUCAGAUUGGCAACCUCACGCUGAGGUCUGAAUCCUUAUCACAAGUACCUCGGAACCUGAACGAGGCUUUUCAUCUCAUCCUCAGUAUUAGAUUCCCAUGCUCAGUUUCCUACCGAAGUAUUGUAUCCAACAUCCUUAGCGUAGUUUUAUCCUCUCCAAAACCUAUCUCCCUUCCACAGGUUUACGCCAUCCUGGAGACAGAUAUCAGUUUCCAAACAGUAAAGGAUGAGUACAGUAAAAUAAAAGAUCUCCUGAUUACCAGAUCUGAUGGAACGUUAAUGUUCCUGAGUCGAGAGUUGAAGCUAUGGCUCUUGAAGGAACACAGGUUCAAUAUCAAACCCGGGCACAAUCUGUUCAUUAAGCACCUCUACACUCAGAAUAUCCACGGAUCCUCCUCAGUUCUUGAGUUCGUUCAUCAUCUAGCUAAAUGUGAUCUGUUUAAUCAGAAUUGUGAUUUUUUAUCCAAUUUUGACAGAAAAUAUCUGUUUCUCAAGUUCAAGGUGGACCGAGAUGAUUUAAAGAAAGCCAGGAAGAAGAUCAAAUUCUCCAGAUACAGUGGACAUGAGAGCUUAUCCUUGCUAAACUUAGUGCUUGGAUCAAGUGUAAAUAUAGACUGAAAAUAUCCUCGUAGCUGUGACUUAAGUAGAACAUUAGAUAUAAUUAGAUUUAGUCAUUAUUGGUUUGAAUCUAUUUAAUCUAUAUAGAAUUUUAACAUUUUAACUUCGGUUUUUGCCCAUUUUAAACUGAAAAAUGUUUUGGUUAUCGCAUAAUGUUAACAAAAUCAAUCAUAUACUCAUAUGGUAGGCCUAAAAUAUAUAUUGCAUAAAUGAAAAAUAUAAUAACAGCUUACUUCAACAAUAUGCUAGAUUGAGAGUUAUAUUAAAUAUGUAAACAAAUGUUAAUUGUUAAUUAAUUAUAAGAUUAAUAGUAUUUGAUAAAAUAGACGAAAUAUCUGUAAGACUGUGAUGUAUUAAUAUUAAAUAUGUAUAAUUUCUAUAGUUAAAUAAAAAUGUUUUAAGGAAA
This is a messenger RNA of Eurytemora carolleeae, 2432 nucleotides long. Its product is annotated as protein TANC2-like. The record is from RefSeq and is a predicted model, not a curated record. The transcript is spliced from 2 exons. NCBI's taxonomy places the organism in Eukaryota, Metazoa, Arthropoda, Copepoda, Calanoida, Temoridae. Bases 257 to 2026 code for a protein of 589 amino acids.